This is a messenger RNA of Enterobius vermicularis (human pinworm), 2907 nucleotides long. The record is from the annotation of a GenBank genome assembly. Lineage: Eukaryota; Metazoa; Nematoda; Chromadorea; Rhabditida; Oxyuridae.
AUGUUGGUCGCGGAUGAUGUUCUAAAAGCAGAGGUCUCGAUACUACGCCAUUUUGCUCGUGGAGGUGGUUUCGCGCUUCUAACCCAAAAUCUUCAGCUCUAUCAACCGUCAUAUGAUGCUGUGGCAAUGCUGAACUCCUCAGCAACAAGUCGGUUUAUUUCGUGUCCGUCUCAGAUGAUUUCGGUUGUGCAGACGACGUCUAAUUCACUGAACAGUCCUUUUGAUUUAUCUGCGUAUCCAUUGUUCAUUGAUCAGCUGGUGCAGGACGAUACAUACGGUACUGGUAUCUUUGUCCCUAAGCCUGCUAUGUCGGCAUUUGGUGACGAGGGAGGGAAUUUUUAUGAACAACAGUGGGAGUCAUUUUACGACUCUGUACCCAUUGCCCAGACUGCAACCGAUUAUCUGAAUAAGAAUUCCACGGGUUCCGUGAGUGGAGUUAACAUCUUUCCAUCGCAGUUCACAGUCCCCUUUCAUCUCGGUUCUUUUCAGAAGGAAGUGAGGCACACGUCUGCUGGCUCGAGUAGCGCUGUCUCAAUCUUGUCUCCACAUGUUAUAAUAGCCUUCAGUGUUUUAUUAAGGCUGGACGGUUAUGCUGAACACCUCGUCUCUCUUGAUCGUCAUCGAACGAAGCGACUUUUGCAGUUGGCAGUGGGGAUUUUUGCGUCAGAUCGUUUAGCAGGUGUUAGUUUGACCAGUUCUCACGAUCGUCGUAUAGACAACGAACUGAGCCAGACGGAUGACAGUGCUAGGCAGUCCUCAGAAAAUGAACUUCUUUCGCUCCUUCCUUUUAUUGUACUAAAAGAUCUCUAUAAGAGCCAUCCUCCAAGUUCUGAAGCGGGAAGGUCUAUUCGCAAGAGGUCAGUCGAGUACGGAGUACUUGACAUUGUUCUCGCGUGUCUCUCUCAUUUUAGUCAUCAGCGUCAUAGGGCUACCCCUGUUAGACCUAAAUCUUUACUUCCCACUCCGGAAACGGUUUCAAUAACCGAACAUAUGUUAAAGUUAGCUUCGCAGAUGGAGAUUGUUUAUGCCGAGAUAACAAAUAAUGCAAGCCAUGCCGCUUACGAAGAGCGUCUCAACGCACUGGCUGGUUACAGCGCGAUGAACCAACAGCAGAGCCAGCCGCAAAAUUAUUGGGCAAAAGGAACUGGAUUUGGAAGUGGCACCACUCAGCAACAAUGGGACGUUGAUUUACAUGUUAUGAAGAGGAAAAUGGAUGAGAAGAAUGUAACUCAUUUGCUUCAAGUUCUUGCGAAUUAUAUUUGUCCAAACGAGGAAUUUUUACCAUCUUUGGAUUCGCUUAGUAUUACGGCUGAAACAAACUUGGAAAUAAAUGGCUCUGAAUGGCCGCCUGGUGCAGUGUACGCCCCUGACUGCGGCUUGGAUUAUAGCGUAAUCCAACUUCUUGACCGUUCUUGUCUCUUCCCUGCUAUCUGGUCAUACUUGCGGAACGAUUCUGUUCUGGAUAUAUCGCGACACGUUGAUGUCUAUGAUGCUGUUAUGCAGAUUAUCACUGCUCUUGCGCUUUGCCCUUGUGUUUUUGAACCCGGAGGAGGAGAUGCAAUAACUAAGCUUUUAUCCACUUCUGACUCCGGUGCUUCACUUUUGACGAUGUUAAAAAAGUUAAACGACUGUAUUUGCGCAUAUUUGAGCAAGAUUGAUAUUCAGUUGUGCGCUGACCUUCGAGAGGGGAGGAAGGUUGAAGAUGGUUCGAAGAACAGUGAAGAAAGGCUUAUCAAAUUGUCACCGCUGAUUCUACGUACUUGUGCUCUACUUUCUAAGCGUGUUCGAAAUGAACCUGCUGAGAAGAAGGAAGACAAAAGGACUGUUCUUACCGUGGAGGAAAUGUAUAUUGACACUAUGCGACCAAUCCAAUUUGGUCUGAUUAGCUCUCUUUCUGUUUUUAUUCUUUUGUUCGGGAAAAAAAUAAACACUCAAAAAACUGUCCCAUUUUUUAAUGAAGAAAGACGUAUUCCUUACCAUUACGAAAGUUCUCUACCUGUAACUGGAUUAUCGGCAUCUGCUGGUAAACGUACUCGUCGGUUAGCCCAAGAAAUAGUUACCCUUAGUAAUUCUUUACCGCUUUCCUCGAGCAGCUCUGUUUUUUUGCGUGCCGCGGAAGAGAGGAUCGAUGUGAUGAAAGUGAUGAUCACUGGACCGGCAGACACACCAUAUAUGAAUGGUUGUUUUGAAUUUGACAUAUGGUUCCCUGUCGAUUAUCCUAAUUCGCCGAUGUUAAUCAAUUUGGAAACAACAGGCAACCACACGGUGAGGUUCAACCCGAACUUGUACAACGAUGGGAAAGUUUGUUUGUCUAUUUUAAAUACGUGGCAUGGACGGCCUGAGGAGAGGUGGAAUCCAGAGACGAGUAGUUUCUUGCAGGUUAUAGUCAGCAUGCAAUCUCUAAUACUUGUAUCUGAGCCCUAUUUUAACGAACCUGGCUAUGAACGUUCGAAAUGUACGCAAACCGGGCAACAGGCAUCCUUGGAAUAUGACGCAAAUAUACGUCAAGCGACUGUGAAGUGGGCUAUGCUCGAGAUGUUACGUCAUCCUCCAAAAGCUUUUGAGAACGUGGUUCAAAAACAUUUUUGGCUUAAACGCAGUGAAAUCACUGCACAAGUAACAAAGUGGCUAAAAGAAGGAGAAAAGCAGGUCGAGGAACAACAUGGAACUAAUGCUCAUGUGCAAGCCCUCCAAACCCAUCUAGCUUCUUUGAAGCGUCACUGGAGUGCGCUGGAAGAGGAGUUGGCUGCAAUGAAGUGCCCUGAUGGUCUAGAUGAUAAUUAUACGCUCAGUGUGUCUGAUCCUCCAUCGUCUGCGGUUAUGAAUUUGGUUGGUAAUAGUUUAUCCCAAAGAAGCGAGCAAAAGCUCAAAACGUCAAAGGGUCCUAUAAAGGUGCUCAAACUGUGA